AUGACUUUCUCAUUAAGUGUAAAUUGCAAGGUGUUUUAUGAUGUAGCUCAAAAAUUUAAGAGACAAGUUGCCUUCAAGAACAUUUCCACAAGAAUUUAUCAAAAAUUUUAUGGGAUUGGUACACAUAUAACAGACCAUUUACACAAUCCAUUCUAUAAGUUUGCUAAAAGAAGAUAUUGUGAGCAAUAUAAAGAUGACAAUGGCUGUUUGCGAGUGACAACCGAAAUAGAUAGCACAAUUGUUGAAAUGGAACCUAAAUACACAGAGAAACAAAAUGUUACUACUAUUAAAAUCAAUAUUACAACCACAACACCGGAGCCGAUGGUUGACGCUUUGUACGUGCAAACGAUCAUCGAAAUGCAUAGCGAUCAUUUCAAAGUUAUAGACGAUGUUAAUAAAGUUCAAAGUACAACGCCAUAUUUAGAAUUAAAUAAUGUAAACGCUCGAAAUAUGAGUGAAUUUAGAAAACCUUAUCAACAUAAAUGUGUAGGUGCUAGAGGGUAUCACUUUCCAUGUUAA
Molecule: messenger RNA, 519 nt
Organism: Arctia plantaginis
Lineage: Eukaryota; Metazoa; Arthropoda; Insecta; Lepidoptera; Erebidae
Source: the annotation of a GenBank genome assembly